AUGGCGGGAGGAGUGGACUUGGAAGAAAAAGAAAAUGGAUUUGAUCUACCACGGAUCAAACCAGGGCCAGGCUCACUCGCUGCAGGAAGCCCUUACAUUGGGCUUGUAGACAAGUUUAACCUUGCACUCGACAUCAAACCCGCAACCAUCGAAAGGUAUCUACAGGAUGUAGUGGUUUCCACUAUAUCCUUGAACCAGAUGCCCUCUGGCCCUCUUUGGGUCAACGCUGACCCCGUCGAAGCACUAAUCGGUACAAACGUUUACAGAUUCAGCGAGCCGUGGCAGUUUUAUGCACCUAUGGGAGGGAGUGAAAAUCUUUCGAGAGAACUGAAAGAUGUUAAGCUCCGUUUCGGAAUGAAGGAGAUCAUGAGUGGUGCAGAAGUGGGUGAUGGGGGCGUGCUUGUGGCCGUACUCGGGGCAGAGUCCGAGAUCGAGAGAUUUCGAAGCUAA
This is a messenger RNA of Colletotrichum orchidophilum, 450 nucleotides long. RefSeq lists its product as uncharacterized. The record is from RefSeq and is a predicted model, not a curated record. The transcript is spliced from 3 exons. NCBI's taxonomy places the organism in Eukaryota, Fungi, Ascomycota, Sordariomycetes, Glomerellales, Glomerellaceae. Bases 1 to 450 code for a protein of 149 amino acids.